This is a messenger RNA of Recurvomyces mirabilis, 705 nucleotides long. RefSeq names its product Ankyrin repeat and BTB/POZ domain-containing protein 1 (gene ABTB1). The coding region runs from base 1 to 705 and encodes 234 amino acids. Gene Ontology annotation, molecular function: protein binding. The transcript has 2 exons. The record is from RefSeq and is a predicted model, not a curated record. Lineage: Eukaryota; Fungi; Ascomycota; Dothideomycetes; Mycosphaerellales; Teratosphaeriaceae.
AUGGCCGAGCAUGCAGCACCGCCGUCCAAGCGAUGCAAACUCGACUACAAUGACACUAUCACGAUUCUCGCUGGCUCGACCGAGACUCCCUUUACCAUCCAUAAAGACGUUGUCUGUGCCAAGUCGGACUUCUUCGCGGCAGCAUACACUGGGAACUGGAGUGAGAAAACUGGGGGAGUCGUCAGACUUCCCACAGUAGAGGCAAACAUCGUCAAGAUGUACAUCCACUGGUGCUACGCCAACACAAUCGACGUGAGCCUACUCAGUUCUGUGCAUGAGCCAAGUUUUGAGCCAAUCGAGGACAAGACUUGCAAUCUCCGCUCAAUAACACGAGCUCUGAUCAGUCUCUACGUCGCCACUGAUAUGAUUCUUGAUGACAACCUCAAGGACUGCGUCAUGGAUGAGAUGAUGAAACGAUACAAGGGAAAGUCCUUGAAUUUCGAAUCCGGCGCGGUGCAGGAAAUGCUGGACACAAUCGGCACAAACUCGAAGAUGUACAUCUUCGUGGUCGACUAUUUCGCCCGCUGUAAAGUGCGAUGCUCGUCCGUUGAAGAUCUAGCCAAUUACCCUCCUCUCUUUCUCGCAGAUGUUGUAGUGAGGUUCAGUGAAGUUUCGGGCAAGGUAAAGGCAAAUGCGGAGCCUGGAUCAGAGACAGUAUGCCGCUAUCAUAUUUGCUGCAAGAAAGAGCAAAAUUGCGCCUUGUGA